UGAAUAAACUUUACAAACUUUUUAUUACAAGGAAGAACAAGGCAUCUUCCUCUUAAAGGACGAACAAGACAAAGCACAAUUCGGAGAAGACAAAGAGGGACCAACAAUGGUUUUGUUAUGGAAACUAUCGUGUAGCAACUGUAGAAUGUAGAAAGGCCGGACUCAGAGAACCACAACAGAGAGAAAAAAGGAAGGGGGAAGAGAAACGUCGCCCCCCUGAAUUUUUUCUCUGAAGUCCUGCAAUGCGCCCGCCUCUCUGCUUCCGCUUCAGAGACGACCAAGACUCAACCUUCUUUCCCCCUAACGCACACGGCGAAUUGUCAACCAACCUUAUUACCCUUUGACACUGUUUCUCUGUGUUUAAGUCGUUCAUUUUACAACAGUCAGAGAAAAAUCUACUGUAAACAAAAAUGGCCUCUGUUUUUCGCCGGGAAACCCAACAAUACCCACUCUGCGAGCUUCGAGCAGAGUGAAACCAUGGCCACAGACUACAUGAAUCUUGGGUUCGAGCCCUCUGAUCGCGGCGAUGCCGACGAUGAAGGUAAAGAGGGAGAAUCCGCCACCAGACUGUCGCCGCCGGGGACGAAUGUGAGGCACCACCAAUUGAGAAGGCGGAGAGGCGGUUGCGCUUCUGUUGAUUUCGUCAAUUCGUCGUCCUGCGAAGGCGGUCUGAAGGAUUUACCGCCGCCGACGCUGCCGAAUUUCGAUUCUCUUCCCGUUCCCCCUCGUCACAACUCUUUCCACCGCUGCUCUGUUUCCUCGGAUUUCGGGAACCAGAUCGGCGGAGGCGGGAAUUUGUUUCGGCACCGUGGACGGUCGUUUACGCAGAAGAGGCUUACGAGGCAGAGGAAGCUGCGGCAUCUCGGCACCGAUGAGCUGCCGACGAUGUUGACCGAACGGCGUUGUUCUAAUUCGCAACCGGUGUCGCCGGAUUCCUCGGAGAAGCCGCCGUCUCCUCCGGGCGACGGGUCGGGGCGGUACUUCCCGGUGCCCCAACCGUUACCGCUGCCACAUCGUCGUUUCCACAGGAGGCUGCAGUCUGCGGGUCCAAAUUUGGGGUCGGGUCACAACAUCGGGUCGCCGGACAAAAUCCCGUUCUCUUCCUCCCGCGGAAAGGUCCGGCAUUCCAGCGACCAAGAGAUCAUCACGCUAAACCGCAGCCGUUACUCGCCGCCGGAGUCGCCGGAUUUCAUCGCCAAGGCGAGAUCUUCGCCGGGUAAUUCGGACCGUCGGUCUGUAUCACCCUUACCGCAACCGCUGCCGCGUCCUGAUUCGUUCUUGAGUAGGAGGCCAGAGUCGCCCGUUCGUACCUUGAGCAGGAGGCCAGAUUCGCCCCUCCGGUCACCGAACGGCAGCGGGAAGAGCUCGUCUUCAAGGAAUGAUCAGAACGAGAUCGCCAGCAGGCCAGCUUCGAGAUCCUCGAGCAAUUGCCACGAAAUCAAUUUGUUGCCGAGGAGCUCAUCCACCAGCUAUUUCGCGAAUCUUUUCCCUUCUCGGCUCGCCACAGAACCGCCAUUGAUAUCUCUCAGCAACCGCCGGAAGGAGCUGCCCAAAGAUCUGAACGUCUGCCUUUCCUGCAAGUCUGGUUCCGUUCAUUCUCCACAGAGCACUUCUUCAAGUUGCUCUAGUCGUGCAGUCAGUCCACAUAGGUUAACGGCUGCUGGGAAUUGUUUGCCGUGUCCUGACGAAGUCCAUUUCCAUUCCGAUUUUGAGGUUCCAGAGUUCAGGCCAUCUGGUAACAUCUCACCAUCGUCAUUGGUGAAACGUGCGCAAUCUAGCCCUGAUGUUUCCCCACUCCCGAGCCCAACAUUACAGAAAUCGUUCCCUUACCCAAGGAGUCCCUCCAAAUCUCCAGUUCCAUGGCACCAAACAUAUGAAGGCAGCAUCAAUCAGCUCAAUCCUUGCCCGUUGCCCUUGCCGCCUCCUUCGGUGGCUGCAUCUCCACCACAGUCGUAUAAUCCAUCACCCUGUAGAUCUCCACGAGCUACGCUUGAAAAGACGCCUACUCCCCCGAGAAGGAAUCAAUGGCAGAAAGGGAAGCUUAUUGGUCGUGGUACAUAUGGAAGUGUUUAUGUGGGAACCAACAGUGCGGUGAUGGUCAUUGAUAUGUUUGACAGGGAUACUGGAGCUCUGUGUGCUAUUAAGGAAGUUGACAUUAUCCCUGAUGAUCCCAAGUCUGCCGAAUGUGUGAAGCAGUUAGAGCAGGAAAUUAAAGUUCUUCGGCAUCUGAAGCAUCCAAACAUAGUACAGUAUUUGGGCAGUGAGACGGUAGGUGUCCUUUCAGCUCGUGCUAUGUUUCCAUUUCUGGAAGUCCUCGGUUCAAUUAGGAGAUUGCUUGGUGGUUUUCAGGUUGAUGAUCACUUCAACAUAUAUCUAGAGUACGUGUAUCCUGGGUCAAUCAGCAAAUAUCUCCAGGAGCAUUGUGAAGAUAUUACAGAAUCUAUUGUCCGCAACUUCACCCGUCAUAUUCUAUCUGGAUUGGCUUUCUUACACGGGACAAAGACUAUCCACAGGGAUAUUAAAGGUGCAAAUUUGCUAGUUGAUGCAUCGGGCAUUGUUAAGCUUGCGGAUUUUGGGAUGGCAAAACAUCUUGCAGGCAUCUCAUAUCAGUUGUCGCUGAAAGGCACUCCCCAUUGGAUGGCUCCAGAGGUCAUACAAGCUGUGAUGCAGAAAGACGGCAGUCCUGAUCUUGCGUUUGCAGUUGAUAUAUGGAGCUUGGGUUGUACUGUAAUUGAGAUGUUCACCGGUAAACCUCCAUGGGGUGAACUUCAAGGGCCUCAGGCAAUGUUCAAGGUGUUGAACAAAUCUCCGCCAAUUCCAGAAGCUUUAUCUGCUGAGGGAAAAGAUUUCCUUUUGAGCUGCUUCCGUAGAAACCCGGCUGACAGACCAACCGCUCUUGCCCUGCUUGAACAUCCUUUUGUGACAGGUUAUUCAAGUGAUCUCAACGGAACAACCAGCUCUCCAGCACCCUCUUUCGCAAUGCUUAUGGAUAAACCACAAGCGCCCAGAAAGCCUGCUGCUAGAAGAUUUGAUAUACUGCCAACCCUCCAAGGCACAAGGACGAUGAUUGAGACACUGUCCAUCAACAAGCAAGUUAUCAGUAAUAUGCCAGUGAGCAACCAUCCUUUGUCAAUUUUAAGAAGUCAUGGAAGGGAGGUUUCCUACAUGUGAAGCAACCGCUCACUGUUAGGACAUUGGUUAGGACCUUUAGCCGUUUCUUCUGUAAAACUCACUGCCAGGAAUGGGGCCGUUCGCAGUCUAGGUCCGGCUGGAUGAGAGUCGACAUGUCCAUUGCCGGUUGAUUCAUUUGUUCCUUCUAGUAUUUCCUCUUCUUCUUCUUCUUCCUUGUUCAUAUUCCUUGUUAGGAAUUAUAGCUUGUGUGUAUAUACUUACAAAUUGCAUUCAUGCAUAUGUACCGGAAAGACACAGAGAGUAAUUUAGGGUGGGGAGGAAAGGGAGGCAAAAAUGGAAGUGUACAUAGGUAAGAGAAACAGUCUGAUAAUGCUUCCUUCGAAUUUGGUUCAUCUCUUUGACUGAGGUAAAAUAUUUGCCUCCAAUUUGUGGUUGUAUAAGUAACAAAUAUGGAGCAUUCUGCUCAGGACAAUUUCAUUUUACUAUAUUUCUUGUUAGGUAAAUUUUAAUGUUCGUCGCC
Molecule: messenger RNA, 3652 nt
Organism: Linum tenue
Lineage: Eukaryota; Viridiplantae; Streptophyta; Magnoliopsida; Malpighiales; Linaceae
Source: the annotation of a GenBank genome assembly